AUGAGUAACAAGAUUCAGAAGAGGACCGUUUAUGUGGGUGGUUUGGCAGAAGAAGUGGAUGAAAAGACGCUCAGUGCAGCUUUCAUUCCGUUCGGAGAGAUCGUCGAUGUUCAAAUUCCCUUGGAUUUUCAAUCCCAGAAACAUCGUGGAUUUGCUUUCAUCGAAUUUGAGGCAGCUGAGGAUGCCGCCGCCGCGAUUGAUAAUAUGAAUGAUGGAGAGCUGUUCGGUCGAACGAUUCGAGUGAACAAUGCCCGGCCGCCUAAAAUCAAGGAGGGUUAUGGACGACCAGUCUGGUCUGAAGACUCGUGGCUCAAGGAACACGCGGGCGCCACUUUGGGCAAAACUGUGGAGGCGGAUGCUGAGGAAGACGAGAACAUUGCGGUGAAACCCGACGAGGAGAAGGCGACCGAGUCGGACGAGCCAAAGGCCAAGAAGAUGAAGCCGAAUCCCCAGGUGUACUUCGACCUCAAGAUUGACGGGAAACCCGCGGGGAGGAUCACUAUUUUGCUCAGAGACGACAUCGUGCCGCGAACGGCGGAGAAUUUCCGAUCCUUGUGUACCCACGAGCACGGAUUCGGGUUUGAGGGUGCCAAGUUUCAUCGCAUUAUCCCGGGGUUUAUGGUUCAAGGCGGGGAUAUUACGAACGGUGACGGCACCGGCGGAAAGUCCGUUUACGGCCGGAAAUUCGAGGACGAGAAUUUUUUGCUGAAGCACACCGGGCCAGGCAUUGUUUCGAUGGCCAAUUCUGGGCCAAAUUCGAAUUCCUCGCAAUUCUUCAUCACGUUGAAUAAGACGGAAUGGUUGGACAACAAGCACGUUGUGUUUGGGCAGGUGUUGAGCGGAAUGGAGAUCGUUCGUAAGCUCGAGAAAUGUGGCUCCAAAUCAGGCAAGACGUCAACCGUUUGCAUCGUCGGGCGCUGCGGAGAAAUCGUUUGAAACGGAAGGUUUCCGUCUUUUUGUUACAAUUUUAAAUGUUUUUUUUUGCUGCUGCUGCUGAAUGACGGAUGAAUGAGAAUGAAAUUUUCCAGUUCUUAUA
Molecule: messenger RNA, 1036 nt
Organism: Notodromas monacha
Lineage: Eukaryota; Metazoa; Arthropoda; Ostracoda; Podocopida; Cyprididae
Source: the annotation of a GenBank genome assembly